This is a messenger RNA of Effrenium voratum, 1153 nucleotides long. NCBI's taxonomy places the organism in Eukaryota, Dinophyceae, Suessiales, Symbiodiniaceae. The record is from the annotation of a GenBank genome assembly.
AGUGGCUCACAGCAUUGAGUGAUAGCACUUGUCACACUUGUGCCAGUGGGGUCCCGGCCCAAUCUUCCAUGGCAGAUGUGCAAGGCUAUACACCUGCGGAGCCACAAGUUCCCUUCGAGCCCUACCGGACUCGUUGCGAAGAUGCAGAGGUAGCGGUGCGUCCGGAUCCAACCGUUUGGGGCCCUGUGAGUAGUGAGCUCGGCACGUUCGAUGAACAGGGAUGCUGUGUCCUGCGCAACGUGGUGCCCCCUGAGCGCAUCGAGGCCUGCAGAAAAUACUUGGCCACGUUCACCAGCGAAGAACAGCUCAAGGUUACAGACAACUGUCGCCUGGUCACGGAAGCAAAUUCCUCCGUGCUACGGAGUGUAUUUGCCGUCCACGAGGCCGCGUCAGCGAACCUGGCCAUUGUUUGCAACGCUCCCUUGCAUUUCUGCAGGACUUGUUUGGAGUGGCUAGCUGGAUUCUGCGAGGAUGACGGCAGUCCUCUUGCAGAACUUGCCCGAUCAGACCUAAUCACCAGGCAUGUGCAGCAGAUUCUGGCAGAUGAUGUUUAUGUGCAUCAGUCUCGCGUGAAUUUGCAAGCGCCCUUCAAGGGAACUGGCUUCUCGUGGCAUAGCGACUUUGAGACAUGGCACGCGGAAGAUGGCAUGCCGAAGCCUCGAAGCUUGUCUGCUGUGAUCUUCCUGGACAAGAAUGCAGAGCACAAUGGUGCGCUGAUGGUGAUUCCUGGGUCCCACAAGUCCUUCCUGCGUUGUUCCGGUCGUCAGAAGAAUGCAAACUGGGAGAAGUCCCUGCAAUCGCAGGUUUACGGCACGCCAUCGGAGGAUCACAUUCGCCAGCUGGCGGAGAAGCAGGGUAUCAAGCACUGUGUGGGCGAAGCCGGGGAUGUCCUGUUCUUUGACUCCAACUUGCUCCAUGCUUCCAGUGGGAACCGAUCGCCCUUCUCUCGUCGCAACCUCUUCGUGGCAUUUAACAGCUGGACCAAUCGACUACAAGCCCCAUUCUACGCCGAGGAAAAGCGGCCAGAGCACGUAGCUCACCGGGAGAGAAUCACACGCUGUGACCGAACGCCGUAGUCGGAUGCCAUGAGCAGUUGCAAGGCUUUGCCACUUGGGCCAAGACUUUGAAACAUGGGAAAUGAAGGAACAUGAGA